UUCACACUCUAAUGAAUAACCAACACACACUGUGUUAUUCAUGAGAAGUGAAAAAUGACUUAUGUAUGGAUUUUAAUUUUGAUUUUCUGCACCAUGUGUUCAGUCCAUCCUGGUAGACACUGGGUUACUGCACAUUCUGUCACAAAGCCACCAGUUAACCAGUUUGAUAAAGUGCUCAGUUUGAAAAUCGGAAUGACUGCUAUUCUGAAGUGUUGUGUUUUAGAUAAAGAAGUUGGGUUGAUGUCCUGGUUUAAGCAACAAAACAAUAAACAACCUCAGAUGAUAGUAACAUUUUUUAAAAGUGGCGAAAAAACUUAUCAUAAUGGAUUCCAAAAUGAUCGUUUUAAAAUAGAAAGAUCAACCUGGUGCAAAAUGAUCAUUCAUAAGGUCACUCAGUCUGAUGAAGCCUUGUACUACUGUGCAGUGACGAGACCCAACCUUGUGUUUGGAGAUGGAACUUAUUUACAAAUUAAAGGUGAUUAUGUUACUAUUGCAUCAGAAACGUCUACAGCAGCUCUGUGUGAUAAUUCAGUGGUGUGUGAACCAACACUGCAUGGAAACAUCAAUAACACUAACACUAACAACACCACACAGCAGAACACAGAAUCAGUAGUGAUAAGAUCUCUACAUCGAACAGUGAUCGGUUUGGGAUCGGCUUUGGGUUUGUGCGCACUUCUGAUUUUCUGUCUCACUUAUUUCAUACUGAGGAGAAGAAAAGGUGAUAAAAUAAAUGCUUCUAUUGAAGAUUUUCAAGGAACAAAGCAGGAAUCUGAAGCUGAAUCACUGAAUUAUGCGGCUUUGCAAUUCUCCAAGAGGAAAACCAAAGCUGAAAAAAGGAAACCCGUCUCAUCAGAUGAGUGUGUGUACACCGAUGUGAAAUACCCUGUAAGACAUAACGUAGAUAAUUCAUAACACAAGUGGCACUUUUAUACUGUAAAAACAGUGAAAAUAUCUUGACUAUAUACUGAAAAAGUUUAUUUAAAGAAGUAAAUAAAUGCAGACUUGAAUUUUCCAUAUAUUUCUAAAAGUAAAAUUACAUGCAAAAAACCCAUAAAAACAAUACAAUAUAUAUUUAUUUAUGUACAAAUUUACAAUAUACAAAAUACACAGUUUUGUUCUAUUCAAGAUAUUGUUUUCGUGUUUUUUUUUUAAAAUAAAUCCUGAUGUUUUCCCUCCACCAUUAUUUGUGUCGCAUUAAAUCAUUUUAUCAAGUGUCGUAUUAAAUUUAUCCGAUGUCAAUGUUUCUGUAUGACUCUGUCACUCUGUCUCUUUUUUUAAGACACGAUAAACACAUAAACAUA
This is a messenger RNA of Tachysurus fulvidraco (yellow catfish), 1301 nucleotides long. RefSeq lists its product as uncharacterized. The transcript is spliced from 6 exons. The coding region runs from base 55 to 912 and encodes 285 amino acids. The record is from RefSeq and is a predicted model, not a curated record. NCBI's taxonomy places the organism in Eukaryota, Metazoa, Chordata, Actinopteri, Siluriformes, Bagridae. Gene Ontology annotation, biological process: response to bacterium.